AUCCUACUCACCUUCCUCGAUGUGUGUCAUUUUCAAAACUCCAAAACCUCUCUCUUGCCUGGUGGGGCACCGAGGGGACGUGGGGCGUUCUCUGCCCUCUCCAAUUUGCAGACAAAGAUUGGACCUCUCAUAAUUCUCGGUUGUUGCGUUUGUCCCUUCUCUCUAUCUCUCUUCGCAGGUCGCUCCGCUGUAUCUCUUCUUCAUCUGCCCGCAAAAGCACUCCAGAGGUCCUCUCGGGAAAAGGAAUUUUGGCACGUUGAGAGAUAGCACGAGGCAUUCCACCUCGGGAAAGGGAUGAUUGGGGUUGGUCUACUGUGCCCGUUGAGAGAGAGAGAGUCAUUUGAUAAUUGCAGAGAGAGAGAGUCAUUUGAUAGUUGCAGAACAUGGUAGUCAUUUGAUAAUAACACACAAGACAGAGACCUGAGACACUAUAUAACCCAAGGGAGCGUUGCACAGUUUUAGAGAGAGUGGCAGUUCGAAAGAGGGAGGCUUGGGUUGCAAGCAAUCUUUUUCUUAACUAACUGUAUAGAGAGAGAGGCAUGGAGCGUUAUGAGUUGAUGAUGGAUAUUGGGUCGGGAAACUUUGGAGUAGCCAGACUUGUCAGAGAUAAGAAGACCGACGAGCUGUUCGCCGUCAAGUACAUAGACAGAGGCCAUAAGAUUGAUGAAAAUGUACGAAGGGAAAUCAUGAACCACCGAUCAUUAAGGCACCCCAAUAUAGUUCGAUUCAAAGAGGUCCUUUUGACACCUACUCAUCUGGCCAUAGUAAUGGAAUAUGCUGCUGGAGGUGAGCUGUUCGCGAGGAUAUGCAAUGCUGGCCGAUUUAGCGAGGACGAGGCACGGUUUUUCUUUCAACAACUAAUAUCAGGAGUCAGCUAUUGUCAUUCCAUGCAAAUAUGCCACAGGGACCUGAAGCUGGAAAAUGUACUCCUUGAUGGAAGCCCAGCUCCCCGCCUUAAAAUUUGUGAUUUUGGCUACUCUAAGUCUUCUGUUUUGCAUUCUCAACCUAAAUCGACAGUGGGUACACCAGCUUACAUUGCUCCAGAGGUUUUAGCAAGAAGAGAAUAUGAUGGCAAGAUUGCGGAUGUUUGGUCUUCUGGAGUAACUUUGUAUGUAAUGCUUGUUGGUACGUAUCCAUUUGAAGAUCCAGAGGACCCUAGAAACUUCCGGAAGACAAUUGGGAGAAUAUUGAGUGUCCACUAUAGCAUUCCUGACUAUGUUCGUGUAUCAAUAGAGUGCAGACAUCUCUUGUCCCGGAUAUUUAUCGCGAACCCUGAAAAGAGGAUCACUAUUCCUGAGAUAAAAAACCAUCCUUGGUUCCUUAAAAACUUGCCAAUAGAGUUGAUGGAAGGAGCUGAACUAAAUCAUCAAAUGGAUGAGCCUAACUCUCCUCAAAGCGUCGAAGAGAUAAUGAUGAUUAUCGAAGAAGCAAAAACGCCCGGCGAAGGUCCUAAGGUCAUUGGUGGCUUAUCCACUAUUGGUAGCAUGGACCUUGAUGACAUGGAUGCUGAUGAUGCCGAUGACUAUAUUGAGAGUAGUGGGGACUUUGUAUGUGAACUUUGAAUGUUGAAAGGCUAUACCCCUUAUGAUCCCAGGGCAAGAGGUUUGGCUUUCUUGGGAUAUCUAGCUUCUGCCAUCAUCGGCUAUUGAGGUUCUCGGCGAUGCAUACGACUUCAGGGUUGAGUUCCUUAUAAAUUGAAAUUGUGCAUUUUAGGAAAGAAAUGUUCAAGCAAGGAAUUGAAAACCUAUUGAAUGCUGUCAUUAGAAAGCACUAAAAUGUAAAUGACCCAAAACAUUAGUGGGUUUUGGCAUCAGGAAGCCUAAGAGGAAUGGGCAUGCUUGCUUUCUUGCUUGAUUAAGUAGGUGUAAAUGGUGGCUCAAGCAUCCAUCUUUUUCGUUAUUUUGUUAGAACUAGCACUUGAUCUCUCCUGCUUACCUCCUCUGUUUGCUGAUUUUUUAAAUAGUACCAUUCUUCCUGGUAUUUUUGUUGAC
Amborella trichopoda is the source of this 1991-nucleotide messenger RNA. RefSeq names its product serine/threonine-protein kinase SRK2A. Lineage: Eukaryota; Viridiplantae; Streptophyta; Magnoliopsida; Amborellales; Amborellaceae. The record is from RefSeq and is a predicted model, not a curated record. Gene Ontology annotation, molecular function: protein serine/threonine kinase activity; ATP binding. Gene Ontology annotation, biological process: protein phosphorylation.